AGUCACCAAAGACAUGUUUGCAGAUGAGACAAUCAUUCACAGGCUUCCUAAAGUAGAGACUGAAUGGCUAAUCUGCUGUCACUCGCAUUUUCUCACAUGAUCACAUUGCACAUAUUUUAGGGCUCAGUGACCUAUGAAGAUGUAACUGUGAUAUUCCCUCAAGAGGAGUGGGCACUAUUAAAUUCUUCAGAGAAGAAACUCUACAGAGAUGUGAUGUGUGAAAAUUUGAGGAACUUACUUUCAAUAGAAAAGAUACAAGAACAUUCCACCAAAGGGCAGCAUAUCUUGCAUGGCAGUAAACAAAGUAAUACAACAGUAAAAAUCUCUGAGGGCAAAGAUAAUGAGAAUGCUGGGAUAUCUCAAGAAUGUGAAGUAUACAGAAAAUUAUUCACUUAUCCUAUUCAUCUUCAAAAACACAUAGGAAUUCACAGUGGAGAGAAACCCUAUGAAUAUAAACAAUGUAAUGGAACAUUCAAGAGACCCAGUCAUCUUUGGAAACAAGAAAAAACUGACAGUGGAGAGAAACCCUAUGAGUGUAAACAAUGUAAUAAAACAUUAAGUGAUUCCAGUAGUCUUCAGAGACGUGAAAGAAUUCAUAGUGGAGAGAUACCCUAUGAAUGUAAACAGCGUAGUAAAACAUUCAGUGAUUCCAGUCGUCGUCAGAGACAUGAAAGAAUUCACAGUGGAGAGAAACCCUAUGAAUGUAAACAAUGUAGUAAAACAUUCAGUUCUUCCGGUAGUCUUCGGGCACAUGAAAGAAUUCACAGUGGAGAGAAACGCUAUGAAUGUAAACUGUGUAGUAAAACAUUGAGUUGUUCCAGUAGUCUUUGGGCACAUGAAAGAAUUCACAGUGGAGAGAAACCCUAUGAAUGUAAACAAUGUAGUAAAACAUUCGGGCAUUCGAGUCAUCUUCGGAGACAUGAACGAAUUCACAGUGGAGAGAAACCCUAUGAAUGUAACCAAUGUAGUAAAACAUUCAGUUCUUCCAGUAGUCUUCAGGCACAUGAAAGAAUUCACAGUGGAGUGAAACCCUAUGAAUGUAACCAAUGUAGUAAAACAUUCAGGCAAUCCAGUAAUCUUCGGGCACAUGAAAGAAUUCACAGCGGAGAGAAACCCUAUGAAUGCAAACUGUGUAGUAAAACAUUCAGUUAUGCCAGUAGUCUUUGGGCACAUGAAAAAACUCACAGUGCAGAGAAACCCUAUGAAUGCAAACUGUGUAGUAAAACAUUCAAUGAUUGCAGCAGUCUUCAGAGACAUGAAAGAAUUCACAGUGGAGAGAUACCCUAUGAAUGUAAACUGUGUAGUAAAACAUUCAGUGAUUCCAGUCGUCAUCAGAGACAUGAAAGAAUUCACAGUGGAGAGAAACCCUAUGAAUGUAAACAAUGUAGUAAAGCAUUCAGUUAUUCCAGUAGUCUUCGGGCACAUGAAAGAAUUCACAGUGGAGAGAAACCCUAUGAAUGUAAACAAUGUAGUAAAACAUUCAGUUAUGCCAGUUAUCUUUGGGCACAUGAAAGAACUCACAGUGGAGAGAAACCCUAUGAAUGCAAACAGUGUAGUAAAACAUUCAGUGAUUGCAGUAAUCUUCGGAGACAUGAAAGAAUUCACAGUGGAGAGAAACCCUAUGAAUGUAAACUGUGUAGUAAAACAUUCAGUUGUUCCAGUAGUCUUUGGGCACAUGAAAGAAUUCACAGUGGAGAGAAACCCUAUGAAUGUAAACAAUGUAGUAAAACAUUCGGGCAUUCGAGUCAUCUUCGGAGACAUGAACGAAUUCACAGUGGAGAGAAACCCUAUGAAUGUAACCAAUGUAGUAAAACAUUCAGUUCUUCCAGUAGUCUUCGGGCACAUGAAAGAAUUCACAGUGGAGAGAAACCCUAUGAAUGUAACCAAUGUAGUAAAACAUUCAGGCAAUCCAGUAAUCUUCGGGCACAUGAAAGAAUUCACAGUGGAGAGAAACCCUAUGAAUGCACACUGUGUAGUAAAACAUUCAGUUAUGCCAGUAGUCUUUGGGCACAUGAAAGAACUCAGUGCAGAGAAACCCUAUGAAUGCAAACUGUAGUAAAACAUUCAGUGAUUGCAGCAGUCUUCAGAGACAUGAAAGAAUUCACAGUGGAGAGAUACCCUAUGAAUGUAAACUGUGUAGUAAAAUACAGUUAUGCCAGUAAUCUUUGGGCACAUGAAAGAAUUCACAGUGGAGAGAAGCCCUAUGAAUGUAAACAAUGUAGUAAAACAUUCGGGCAUUCCAGUCAUCUUUGGAGACAUGAAAGAAUUCACAGGGGAGAGAAGCCCUAUGAAUAUAAACAAUGUAGUAAAACAUUCCAGCAGUCUGGUGGUCUUCAGAGAUAUGAAAGAAUUCACAGUGAAGAGAAACCCUAUGAAUGCAAACAGUAGUAAAGCAUUCAGUGAUUCCAGUCGUCGAAGACAUGAAAGAAUUCAUAGUGGAAAGAAACUCUAUGAAUGUAAACAAUGUAAUAAAACAGUGAUUCCGGUACUCUUCGGGCACAAGAAAGAAUUCACAGUUGAGAGAAA
Erinaceus europaeus (western European hedgehog) is the source of this 2526-nucleotide messenger RNA. RefSeq names its product zinc finger protein 709-like. Bases 214 to 2043 code for a protein of 609 amino acids. The transcript is spliced from 3 exons. Gene Ontology annotation, biological process: negative regulation of transcription by RNA polymerase II; regulation of immune system process; regulation of cytokine production. The record is from RefSeq and is a predicted model, not a curated record. NCBI's taxonomy places the organism in Eukaryota, Metazoa, Chordata, Mammalia, Eulipotyphla, Erinaceidae.